Messenger RNA from Staurois parvus, 338 nucleotides. The record is from the annotation of a GenBank genome assembly. Lineage: Eukaryota; Metazoa; Chordata; Amphibia; Anura; Ranidae.
CACUGAUGCACACUGAUAGGCGGCACUGACUGGCACUGAUAGGUGGCACUGAUAGGUGGCACUGAUUGGCAUUGAUAGGUGGCACUGAGUGGCACUGAUGGGUGACACUGAAAGGCAGCUCAGAUGGGCACUGAUAUGUGGCACUGGCACGUGGCACUGUUCAGCACUGGCAGCUGGCAUUGAUGGACACUGACAGGUGGCACUUCUGGGGCCACACUGAUCAUCAGAGCACACUGAUCAUCAGUGCCCUGAUGAUCACUGUCAGCGUGACAGCUCGUGAGGAGAGAAAUGCUGAUAACUGGCAUUUUCCUGUUUACAUGUGAUCAGCUGUGAUUGGA